This is a messenger RNA of Oreochromis niloticus (Nile tilapia), 6245 nucleotides long. RefSeq names its product TSC22 domain family protein 1. NCBI's taxonomy places the organism in Eukaryota, Metazoa, Chordata, Actinopteri, Cichliformes, Cichlidae. Gene Ontology annotation, cellular component: cytosol; nucleus. Gene Ontology annotation, biological process: regulation of transcription by RNA polymerase II; positive regulation of cell population proliferation; negative regulation of apoptotic process. The coding region runs from base 791 to 3439 and encodes 882 amino acids. The transcript is spliced from 2 exons. The record is from RefSeq and is a predicted model, not a curated record.
ACUGCUUUAUGUCUGGCAGCAGCGGCCAUGCGCGGUCGCCAUAUUACUGCUCACCCCUCCCCUCCGGCCCCGUCACAGACAGCGCAAACCACGGCAGCGGUGCGGGAGGCUCCAUACUGAACGACGCUACCGCCGGGGAGGACCAGUGAUACAGCAAAACCCAAACGAGGACCCAGAGGAAUGGAUUUAACCCGUCUACGGCGCUUUUAUUAGAAGUGUUUCGCCUUUUAAAGCUUCGUGCUGCGGAUUAAAGGUGGCUCUCUUUCGCUUCGUUUCCUCUUGUUAAAAGAAUAAGAAUAAAAAAACCCAGCAGUUUAAACAGCCGAGUUUGUGUUUAGCUAGCCGGUGAUGGAGAGUGGCAGCUAGCUAGCUUUUAAUAUAACGCUAACUUACUCGGCAGCUUUUUUUGCCCGCUUUUUGUGUUCAUUGCAGCGUGGCGUCUUUUUCUCUUCAACAAAACAUACAGAAAUGUUAGCUUGUGUUUAACAAAGACGCAGACGGACAACUCGGGUAGUUAACCGGCGAACUGGCAUCAGCUGACGCUAGCGGCCACUAGCUUCUUUUGCCUCGCUAGGAUAACGCCGAAGCGAGUGAAAGAAGACAAGGGUGUAAAUAUCGGCACAACUUUUGCCUCAUAUCUGCGCACUUCGUUGAAAUAUCUAUUGUUUUUUUCUAGAUAAUUUUUUGGUCGUUUGUCUGUUGAGCGUAGUUUUGUCAAAACGGCGCCUUUAACGAGCUGCAGCCUUAUUGCAUACUGUCAGAGACCAACUACCGCCCGGAUCUUCUCGAAAUGCAUCAUCCGGACCCUGCAGGAGACUCUGGCAGUGUUAGAAAGAUGGCGCAUCAGGCUGUCUUUCACAGAAGGGGGAGCAACACUGGCAGCGGGAGCGGCCCUGGGCUGUCAACAUCAGCUAACCCGGUGGUUAAUAACAGCCACGUACCAGCCGAUGACUACCCGCCCUCCCUGUUGAUUCAACCUCCUGCUGGCUCAUCCUCCCCGGGUCCCCAUCAUCCUCCUCCCCCCCACAGCCUAAAUCUGCUCUCCCAGCCCCAGCCCACACAGUCCACUGGAGCUCAGAUAAAGAAGAAGAGUGGUUUCCAGAUCACAAGUGUGACUCCAGCACAGGUAUCUGUUAGUACCAAUAACAGCAUCGCAGAGGAUACUGAGAGCUACGACGACCUGGAUGAGUCCCACACUGAGGAUCUGUCAUCUUCUGAGAUUCUGGAUGUGUCCCUCUCCCGAGCUAAUGAUGUAGUUGGAGCGGAGAGAAGCUCCUCAGAGGAGACGUUGAAUAAUUUCCAUGAGGCGGAGACCCCUGGAGCGGUCUCUCCAAAUCAGCCUUCACACCCCCACACCUUGAACCAGGCACAGAAGCAGCACGGUGGAGCCAUGGUGAAUGGGACUGUACACCAUCAACAUCCUCCACAUCCUAACCAUGCCCAGGUCUACCCUCUGUCCUCUGGCUCCGGGAGCACCCCGUCUGGUCUCACCUCUGGAGCUUUACCUUGUGUCACUCAGAAAAUGCCUUCUAAUAUGGGCGGCCCUCAAGAGAGUGUUUCCCAGGCUGUUCCUUCAAGUAUCCCCACUCAGCCUACAGGGACUGCAGUCCCGGGAUCUAUCCCUGGAAUGCACAGCUCUGCUGCUGGCAAUACAGUUAGCAUAGUUAAUCCCCAGACCAGCAGUGUUAGUAAUGUGAAUAUGUUGAGCUCUGCCAACGUGCCUGUGAGAGGGGGGAUCAGCACGAGUGCUAGCACUAGCAGUGGCGGCUAUCCUCUCAAUGUGAUGAGCAGCAGUGGAGGGAGUGGAGGAGGAAGUGCUGCUGCUCCAGCUGGGAGCAACCUUAUGGCCCCCGCUAGCAUGAUCCAGCAACACCAAAACUUAAACUCCAACAUUGCUAUGACUGCUACAACUACUGUUGCUGUGAGUGCCACUGGAGGCGUAGGGCUCCCCAGCGGGCUCCAUGGAAGAGUUGGAUCAGCUGUGCAGCAGCCUGUGAGUGCAAUUGCUACAGCUGCGACCACAGCUCCUGUAUCAUCUGUUCCUGCGGCCCCUGUGGUGGCCACCACCACAAGCUCUCGCUUUAGAGUGGUGAAGCUGGACUCUAGCUCUGAGCCCUUCAAAAAGGGCAGAUGGACUUGCACUGAUUUCUAUGAUAAGGAGACCCCAGCUCCUGCCCCCUCUUCUUCUUCUGACCCUGGGUCCCACAGCAUACGGCAGUUUGUCUCUGAGAGCUUUGCUGGGGGGUCGGAGAGAGAAAGCACAAGUGGGAGUUCUGUGAGUAGUACUAUGAGUACAUUGAGCCAUUAUGUCGAGAAUGUGUGCAGUGGAGAUGUUGGUGGACCACAGCAUGCACAGGAUUACAACUCCCCUCCUCAGGGCUUUCAAGGAAUCCUCCCCAGCGGUUUAAGCAUGGGAGUAUCUCACACCCAACCCCAACAGCAUGAUAAAACUACUGCGGCCCCCUCGGCACCUACAAACAUUCAUCAGCCUCCAUCCAUGCCGAGUCACCAGACCACCAUGGGACUCACUGCUGUGCCCCAGCAGCAGCUCACAUAUGCCCAGGCAGUUGCUAAUCAACCCCCAGUAGGUGUUCAGCAGCAGAAGUUGGGUUACGCCACCCUACCACAACAGCCAGCUGCUGCCCCUCAAGCACCCACGAUGUCGAUGAGGCCACCUGAGUACACACAGCCGCAGCAAAGCAUCCCUCAUUCUGCUGCUGCUUCCCAGCCUUUGUCCAACCAAGCUGGAUCCACAUCUGCUGGGAUGGCUAACGGAGCCUGCCAUAUGAUGGGAGGUCCUCAGCAGCCCCACUCUCUUCAGUCUACCACCUCUAGUAUGCCCUCUCAUGUCGGGGUAGCAGGUGUUGGCCAGCAGCCUCAGAGCCAUCCAGGCCAUUUGGAUUGCCAGCAGCAAAAGCCGCAGUCACUCCCAACACAAAUCCAAAACCAAGGGCUGAGCACCCAGCUGCCAACUGCAGCCCACCAGAGCCAGGCGUCUGCACAAAGUGUGCCCCCCCCAAACCCUCAGAGCGAUCACCAGGCCCAGGCCCAACCCCAAGCUCACAACACUGGGAAUACUGCUCGGAUGCCCCCGCAGGGAGUUCCCCAUAGCCAGCCGUCUUCUGUGAGCUUGACCCAUGACCACAGCAGUGCCCAGGCCCUGGCUCACGCUGCACAGGCCAGCGCCCUGUAUGCCAGUCUGCCGAGCUUCACCACCACUCAGCUGCAGGAUGCCCAGCGGCUGCUCCUCCAGCAUCAGUCGGGUUUGUUGGGGCUGCCCAAGCUGUCUGGAGGAGAGGCUGGAUCCAACACUGGCCAUGGUCAGGAAACUGAGGGCAACGCUGCCACCGCCAGUGCCUUAACAGCACCAGCUGGUCUCAAGGCUGUAGAUGGAGAAGAGGAUGGCUGUGAGGGAAGAAAAGUGUUGUUGUUAUCCUAGAUAACCAGCCGACAGAGGCCAAGCUGCUGCACUCUCUCUGUCCUCUGUCAGUGGGAUACAGCGCAGGGCUCAGCUGGAUGUGACAUUUCUUGUCUUUAUCAAGUGGCUGCAGUGAUUCAACAUUUUACCUCACCCGCCCGCCUGCUUGAAAUCCCGGCUGUCUGCCUUACAGAGCACAUUUUCUGCUGGGCGCACAGUUCCCUGUAGAGGCUCUCAGCACAUUUUGUUGUUGAAAAGCAGAAAUUACAGUAGCAGUUUUUGAUGACUUAAUGAGCAAUAGAAUAAGACAGGUAUGAAAUAAACUGACAGCCAUUGUCAAUUUUGUUUUGUAGUCAAAGCAAGUCUUGAAAUGCUCUUUCUCCUUUAGGAAAGAAACAAGAGUUGCCAGGUUGCUUGUUCACAUGAAAAUGAAGGCACAUGACUCCUUUUUUUCCUCAGUGAAAGCUUAUUGAUUUCAUUAAGAGCCUUUUCUCUCUCUCUCUCUCUCUCUGUUACUGGAAAACUUGAAAUCCUUUGGAAAUUUCUCACAAGAAGUUUUAAGAACAUAUUUUGAGGUUAGACAGGAAUUUUAAUCACUGUGCAGCACGAGGGACUUGCUUUCAUUUCCGUCACACCUAACAAUCUGAAGUCUUAUGAAUAUGUUGGCGUUACUGUCAUCCCUUGCCCUCUUAGCUUUAGGGGUGUUUAGCAUACCUGAGUCUCAGUCAGCGCUUAGCGAAGUGGUGUUAAGUACAGCUGGGAAUGUGGAGGGUAACAUGGAAGUUAUGUUAGUUUGUUUUUUUGGGGGGGUUGCCUUUAUGGGUCAGCUGGGUAGAUACUAAAGGGUGACUGUUUUUUAUCACAUGAUGUUUAACUCUGAGGAAUGUGAAAUCUAUGUGGGAUCAGGUGGAUUGUCUUUGAUCAGCACUCAAACCAAAGCCCUGCUUACAGAUUAUCUCUGUGAAUUAUGCUCAUUCUGUCUAGUUUACCUGCUGUCAGUGGUAGUGGUAAUAUUUUGUAUCGGGAUGUUCCUUGUGACUAAUUUCAUGGAUCAGACUGUGUUUUCUUACUUUUAGACUAGUCAGUCUGCACCAUACAGUGGUUUCUGUGGCUAACAUUAACAGUGCUAGGAUGAGCUACCUUCUGUGCUCGCAAACACCUGUGCAUAAUGUAAAUAAACAUGUCUCCGGUCAGGUGGUUUUAAGCGAGUUUACUUUGAUGUGGCCUACAUUUUGCAGAUGAAAAUAAAACAGAACUGUGCUGGUUUGCAGGGCUGUUACCUGCCCUGUCUAACAUUGUGCUUCUUUACAACUUAAAGUGAGACAAAGAGUGGGUCCAGGACGCUGGCCCUGGCAAUCGACAGGUACCUUGGCAACAACUUCAACCCAACAGAUAACUGGCACUGUACAUUAAUGCAACAUGAGAAAUUAGUUUAACCUAAGGCUGUUUGAUUUGGAAAAAAAAAUAAUAAUCCGAAUUGUUGGUUAAGCUCAGUUAUUUAACAUGCUGCUUGUUAUUGUCAGUAAUUUCAACACUGUACAGUCACAGAAAACAUGACUUUUUACAGGAAGUUUCCUUGAAGAUGGGGAAAAAAAAUUGAUAGGUUGAUAAAAGAUGUGAGCUUGGUAGGAGACAUGGAGUCUGAGAGAGAGUUUUAGACCCGGGCUAACAGGUGUUUUUGACUCUAAAGCCUGUGUAACAAGGGUAGCUGCCACAAAGAAGCCCAUGCAUCAGCUUAGCUACCUCGCACAGCUCAAGAGGCCUUCAUGGUAGCUACAAGGUGAGACCUGGUGAAGGAGGCAGUUACAGGCAACUGAUGAUAAUCUUUUCACUUGUACACCUAUGAAAACGUUGCAGUAUUCCUUUCCCCCACAUAGUUUCGUUUUCAUGGCUCCUCCCUAAAAGCUCAAAAGUGGUGGUGUGAAAAUGAAUGCAAAAGAGUAAUUUCGAAAUCCGAUGAUUAUUGUUUCUUAAUUUAUAGUGUUUCUGCUGCAAAUGACUGAAGGCAGCAGCUUUUAAUCAUCUAAGCAAUUAUUUGUGCACAAUUUGAGAUUUUUUUUUUUUUUUUCUUGACUGAUAUCUCUGCCUCUCUUUGAUGUUCACUGACAAAAGUAAUGCACUUCCGUGACAGCAUAACAGGCAUACUUCAAGAAAGGUAUUUUCCUUGUGAUUCUAAAUUUGGACUUGUGCAGACAAAACAACACUGUAAAUUAAUCUAAUAAUCAUAAACUGCUAUAUAAAGUUAUGUUAAAUGACAAUCCUCUUGGGUUGAAAUAAAACUUAAUUUAAAAGCAUCACUUAUUCCCAAGACAAACAAUGAAUAGCUGUUAUGAUCAACUGCAUGGUUUUUAAAUUAAUGAAUAGUCAAGAUUACAAUAAUGACCACAAUGAUUGAGCAGCUUUGCCGCCAGUGCACACGGCUCUCCACCUAAAGAAAAAUGGUUGUAUGGUCAGUUUUACAGGAGCUAGGUAUCUUAGCUGGACUUUUGAGAAAGGUUACCCCAAGAUAUAGACCCUCUACAAAAAGCCUUAUGCAGAUGAAUUAGUGACAUCAUACUUGAAAAUGUCUUUUGGCAACAAGAAAUUCAGUUCUGUUUUGGAACAUAAAUACAGAGUGGUAUCAAGAGUAAGCACUGUGGAAGCUGACCUUAUUCUUAGCAUUUAGACUUCAUUCUCAAAAUAGAAUUUAAAAUUUAUCCUUAGUUUUAAACAACAAAAUACUUGAGGUGGUCUUAGUGGUCAUUUGGAAAGAAAUGGGCUGUCAGAAGUGCCCUUUGUUUAACUGCAAUCGAAAGAGGAACUGACCACAUGUCAGAUAACACAGGAG